UGAGCGCGCGGCGGGGCGGGCCCCUCCCCCCGGGCGCGAGCGGCGCGGUGCGGGGUGACGCGCAGCGGUGCGGGAUGGUGCCGGCGGUGGCCUGGGGCCGCGGGCCUGGCGGCGGCGGCGGCGGCUUCCCCUACGCGCGGCCAACGGCUGCCUGCGGGCCGCGCGGCUGAGCGCGCGCCAGCCCCGUCGGCGGGCGAGCCUAUUGUCUUCAGGAAAUGGCCUCUUCUAAAUCACUGAUGAACCUUCUAACCUUCACUUUUGGAUCAGUAAUAGGAUUUUUCCUAUGCUAUCUUCUGUUCAGCAUGAUACUAGAAGAACAGGUUAAGAUCCAACCUCAUAUUCUUCACAAUGAUCCACAUGGCCAACACUCAGCAGAUACUGGUAAUAAUCAGCUGCAAGGACAAAUGAAUUUCAAUGCAGACUCUGGACAACAUAAAGAUGAGAAUAAAAAUGUUGCAGAAGGACUGUAUCAGAAGGUGAAAAUACUUUGUUGGGUGAUGACUGGACCUCAGAAUCUAGAAAAGAAAGCCAAACAUGUUAAGGCCACCUGGGCCCAGCGUUGUAAUAAAAUACUUUUUAUGAGCUCUGAGGAAAAUAAAGACUUUCCAACUGUGGGCCUAGAAACCAAAGAAGGCAGGGACCAACUGUACUGGAAGACUAUUAAAGCUUUUCAAUAUGUUUAUGACCAUUAUUUUGAUGAUGCUGAUUGGUUUAUGAAAGCAGAUGAUGAUACAUAUGUUAUUUUGGACAACUUGAGAUGGCUUCUUUCGAAAUACAACCCUGAACAACCAAUAUACUUUGGAAGAAGGUUUAAACCUUAUGUGAAACAAGGCUACAUGAGUGGAGGAGCAGGAUAUGUUCUAAGCAAAGAAGCUCUGAAGAGAUUUGUUACAGCAUUUAAAACCAACAAAUGCUCUCACAGUUCUUCUGUUGAAGACCUAGCACUAGGAAAAUGCAUGGAGAUUAUUAAUGUGGAAGCAGGAGAUUCCAGGGAUACAAGUGGUAGAGAAACUUUUCAUCCCUUUGUUCCAGAACAUCUCUUAAUCAGAGGAUACCUACCAAAAACAUUCUGGUACUGGAAUUAUAAUUAUUAUCCUGCUAUAGAGGGUCCUGGAUGCUGCUCUGAUCUCACAGUUUCAUUCCACUAUGUUGAUUCUAUGACUAUGUAUCAGUUGGAGUAUUUGAUUUAUCAUCUCCGUCCAUAUGGGUAUUUGUACCGGUACAAUCCUGAUUCUGCAAAGAAUCUAGAAGAGCAGAGCAAAAAUGAGGCACUGGAGGAUAAUCAAAAGCUAAAGCAAGAAAUUUCUGAGAAUUAAUCAGGCUCUGAAGAGAACUAAAAGAAGCCAGUGUGGUGAGCAAGAAUCUCCUUGAACUCUUGUAUCAAGCUUGGACAGAAGACCAGAAUUACUCAUGGUGAUUCUUAUAUCCAAAAUCAUAUGUUGGCAGUAUUUCCUGUCAAUGUCUGUAUACAACAGGGUCUAGUGCUGACUCUGACUUAGUAUGACCCUGCAGCCCUACUCAUAAAGAUUUGGGCCCUAAAGCUGUGAAAUAGGAAGUUGUUCUGGUGCACCUAGUACCUGGAAGAACCUUUAUUAAAAAUGUGGUGGACAGGUUCAAAGAUAAUCAUACAGUAUUUCUAUUCCUUUUCUGUUCCCCCCUUCACUUCCUUCUAGGUGUUGUUAGGUCAGUUCUAAUAUUAGAAAUCUGAUGCUGCACAGUGAAAUACUUUAUGAUUAUUUUCUUCAGUAUUCUCGGUAUCUUGAAGUUAUGUUAAAUAUCUUGCCCUAUAAGGAAGGGAUGGGGUGAAAAUAAAGCCUCAAAUCUGUUUGCCUUAGAGACAGACUGGUUAAUGUGAGUAGAUAGAGAUAACUCAAAUGAUUUAAUCUGAAUUGUUUCACAAAUGAAAUUCAUUGCUAUGAAUUCCUUUUAAAACUUUUUUACUAAAACUGUCUAUUGUACAAAAACAACAUGAGGUCUGAUAACUACAGUUUUAGGGAGAAAUCCAGUAAUGUUUAAAUUUCUGAGGUUAUGUGAGGAGCUUACGUAUUUGCCAGUGGCAGUACUUUUUUUUUUUUGUCUGCAAUGUAUCAACUUAGCCCUUGAUUGAAUAGGUAUAAAAAUUCAUCUUGGAGCUUCUCUGCAAAAGAUAAGGUGGAUGGUUUUUCAAAUAUAAGUCUUUCUCUUAUUACAUCUUCUAUGUAAACCAAAAAAUUUAGUAUCUUAGCAAAGUUACACUGGUACAUAAUGAUGUGGUUUUACCCAGUAUUGUAAUUAGUUUAUUUCUAUUUAAUUUUCUCAUUACUAUAUUUUGAGAUUGUGAAGUUAGCUUUUUUAUAAAACUUUACAGGCACAAACAAGUCCUGUUUUAAAACUACAGCAAAGCUGAUUUGACUGUUUCCCUACACAUUUAGUUUAUUUGGCUGAAAUACUUAAUUUCACUUCUCUGAAGAUUUUUCUAUCCUAUUCUUAAACUUUCUUCUGUAUUUGUUUCUGUUACCUUUUUCAGGACAAAGUGUUAAAUCGUUCCUAUAUAACUCUUUUGUGAGGCUGAAGUAUAUAGUUGUUCAGGUAAGCCAAUCUGAAUGCAGGGAUUUUUCAAAGUGCAUUAACUUUCUCCACUACUUCAUGAGCUCCUUGUCUAAAUCUUAUCUGCUUCUUAUCUAGAAACACUUUCUUGGUGUUUUCUCUGUGGUGACAAAAUACAUAUUUUAAUUACUGGAGAAUUCUCAGAGACCAAGCCUACAUUUUAUAUACACAAUGUAAAACCUUUUAGUUUUUUCUUUUUCAAAUUCAGUUAAUAGCAAAGGUGUGUGUGUGUGUGUGUGUGUGUGUGUGUGUGUAUGUGUGUUUAAGCUUGACAUGUAGAGUGUCUUUAUUCCACACUUGAACAAAAGUUUCUUUAUCAGUUUUCAUCUUCAUCAUAUUGAUGAAUUUGGACAAAACCUGAUUACCUCCAGCCAUUGUUUUGGAAAGGGCGCAUACUGGUAGCAGACGGCCUUAUUGAAUACUGCUGUCCUUCAGGAUGUUCCUGGAAGAGGAUGUUACCAUAAAGUACUGGAAUUUUUUUUUUUCCAAAGAUAGUUCUCACACAGAUUGGGGUUCUCUCUGUUGUCCAACAAUAGUCUGUCAUGGCUUCUUUUCUGAUUAUUAGUCUGUAGCGUGAUGGCAAUUACUGAAAUAUCUCAUGCUCUUGAGGUAUUAUAUCUACCUUUGCUUCUCUGCCUGAAUAUAGGCUGGUUUUAUAUAUCAAGUAUCAAUUAAAUAGUUACUGCAGGGUUAAAUCUGUGGGUAUUUAAAGAGCAAGAUUGGUUCUGAAGUACUGAAAGGGACAAGAGCUUUUUUUUAUGUUAAUAUAGUUAUUUAGAAGAUUAUAACUCUACAUCCCUGUAAGGAAGAAAAAACCUCCAGUUUGUGCUAAUCAAAUGGACACUUGUCCAGAGGAGAACGUAUAGUACUUGUUUUAGUCAGAUGCUUCUACUGUGAGCUAAAUGUUUGUCCUAUGUGCAACACAAACCAAUAAUAUUGUGAAAUCCGUAUGCCAUUGAAAACUGCAGUGACAUUGUUCAUACUUGCAAUUAAAAUGUUCUGUAAUAUUUAAGGAAAUUAUAAAAUGAAAUCAAGAUCCUAACUUUAAACUUAAUCUCUUUGUAAUUUCAGGCUGCAUAGAAGGCCUGCUGUACUGCCGUCUAUAAUUCCUUAUUACUGCUUUCUUCAUGAUUUCUUCCCUUGACAUUUAAAGACUUUAUUUCACUGGAUGCAGAACUAAUCUUGCAUGUUUUCUGCAGAUUUGUGCCUUUUGUCUGCCUUGCCCUAUCCUGGGAGUAACAUCAUUUCCUCUUCAUCUUCCUUUAAUAUCCUUUCCUGAAUUUUCAGUUUUAUCACCCUUAAGUCCCAGGUGGAUGAAAGGAAGCAGAUAGUGUGAUAUUUGAACUUCACAUGAGUCGGUUGCUGAGAUGACAAGUAAACCUGGCACUGGCGAGUUCACAGUGAGGCUUUUUGCUCAGCAGCAGUUCUAAUAUUUGCCCACUACCCAUCUGCAGCUUAUAGGUUUAGCAGAGUGUCUCCCUCCACAAAAAAUGUAGGACCUAAGAGGGAAUGAAGAAAUAAAGGAACCAAGCAAGCAGCAUGUUUACACAAGUUUCAUUUCAUUAAGGAAUGAGGCUAAAAACAUCAAGGUUUGUGAUAAAUAGGUGGCCUGUCUGGAGAAAUAAGUGUAGCCUUCUCUUUAAGCAUUUAUUUUUGCUUUGUUUUGAAGUGUCCUUGUUCCUAGGCCCCUGAAACUCUUUCUUUUGCCUUUCUAGCAGUAUUGCAGAGAAAUAAUUUUUCUUGCCUUCCAGUAUCCAGCAAAGCUUGAAGUAUUGAUUUUAUAUUCUGUGAUUAUAACAGUGAGCUUUUGCUUCGUGUUGGAUUGUAUUGUCCUAACAAUGAGCUGAUACCUAUGAAAUAAUUGGUUUGUAUCUCAUCUCCCUUCAAAAGCUUAAGUAGACAAGGUUGGAAUAUGAACAGUUAGUAUAAUUUUCAUGUACAGUAUGAUACAACUAUUAGUAGCUUAUUAUCUCACUCUCAGGUCUUCAUGCUUUCAGGUAACGUUUAUGAGUUUAAGUAUUUCUGCAGCCCAAGAAGGCUGCUGUAUUUCAGGUGGAUAAACCUUUGUGAAGCAGGAAGCAUAGACUCUCUUAGGCUAUACAGAUCAUUGCUCAUUAAAAAAAAAAAAAAAAAGAAAAAGAAAAAGCUUAUAAAACCAGAAGCUUCCAUCACCAACAUAGUGAAUAAAAUGAUGGAACUAAAGAAUUCUGAGCUAGUUUUCUUGAAACUACUAGAUAGCAGGCUUUCCUUAAACAGUUGUUUGUACUUGGAUGUGGGACACUGCAUGGAUGUCACUUGGUAUAACAGAAUAGCAUUUUAACCUUGUGUUACAAGUGUGUUUUAGCUCUGAAAGAAUGAGACUGUCCAGUUGUUAUCUUCUGAUCAAAGUUCUUAAUCAGAGGAUGAUAUUAGCGUUUGUUUUCAGAAAAAGACCAGUUUUAAUCUUCUUUCACUGCUAAUUCAUUUUUAUAAUCUAUAUUGGUCUUGUUUAAAAGAGGUUAAAUACUGGUGGUAUUAGCACCAUCUUUCAUUUUGCAAAAGCUCUUUUCCUGAUGCAUUUUUGUCUUUGUUUUGGUUUGACUAGGGUAUACAUUAAAAUAACUUUUUCUUCACAUGUUGCCAUUUGCUCUGUUAAACUUUCAAAAGUAAAAAUUUCGAUUAAUAGCUGGUAGAUCUGUUACAGACAAUUUGCUGAGAAGUUUUUUUUUUUAAUCUCUGUCUUACAGAGAAAAGUGUGGGUUAUUUCUCUAAUGUACCUGCUACUGAUGUUCGUUGUGCACACAUGGAUCCUUCAAUACAGGACUACUUGGAAAGACUAUUUUGUCCUUUCCCUGACAACUUCUGUGGAAGUCCUAUGUUUUACCAUGUUGUAUUUAAAAUAUUCCACAAAUGUUAAUAAUACUCUAAGAGAAUUUAAUAUUGCUGCUGGGCAGUACAUUCCAUUUAGAACUUGUGAAUGUUUCCUUUUGCAAUUAGACACUCACGUCCCUAAGAAAGGUGCAAGUUGGUGACUUGUCUGGAGUGAUCACCGUAAGGAUUUUUUUCUUAAAUAUCUUCUUUGAAGUGCCUUUGACAAAUUUUUAGCAUCAAAAUCAAGUUGAGAAUUGAACAAAUAAAAUAACUUACCUCAUA
Dromaius novaehollandiae (emu) is the source of this 5718-nucleotide messenger RNA. RefSeq names its product core 1 synthase, glycoprotein-N-acetylgalactosamine 3-beta-galactosyltransferase 1 (gene C1GALT1). Gene Ontology annotation, cellular component: membrane. NCBI's taxonomy places the organism in Eukaryota, Metazoa, Chordata, Aves, Casuariiformes, Dromaiidae. The transcript has 4 exons. The record is from RefSeq and is a predicted model, not a curated record. Gene Ontology annotation, molecular function: N-acetylgalactosaminide beta-1,3-galactosyltransferase activity. The coding region runs from base 216 to 1316 and encodes 366 amino acids.